CUUUCAGUUAACAACACAAUCAAUUAAUCAGUAACAAUGUCCGGUAGAGGAAAAGGUGGAAAAGGUUUAGGAAAGGGUGGUGCCAAGAGACACAGAAAGAUCUUGAGAGACAACAUCCAAGGUAUCACCAAGCCAGCUAUCAGAAGAUUGGCCAGAAGAGGUGGUGUCAAGCGUAUCUCUGCUUUGAUCUACGAAGAAGUCAGAGUCGUCUUGAAGUCGUUCUUGGAAAACGUCAUCAGAGAUGCUGUCACUUACACUGAACACGCCAAGAGAAAGACCGUCACCUCUUUGGAUGUCGUCUAUGCCUUGAAGAGACAAGGUAGAACCUUGUAUGGUUUCGGUGGUUAAACAUGCUUUUGUUGAACAUUGCAGUUUUUCUUCCUUUGUGUAUUCUAGCUAUUCCAAGACUAUUACAGUGUAUAUUAGUAAACAUCAUGAGUU
Scheffersomyces stipitis CBS 6054 is the source of this 441-nucleotide messenger RNA. RefSeq names its product histone (gene HHF22). Lineage: Eukaryota; Fungi; Ascomycota; Pichiomycetes; Serinales; Debaryomycetaceae. The transcript has a single exon. Bases 37 to 348 code for a protein of 103 amino acids. The record is from RefSeq and is a predicted model, not a curated record. Gene Ontology annotation, biological process: nucleosome assembly. Gene Ontology annotation, cellular component: nucleosome. Gene Ontology annotation, molecular function: protein heterodimerization activity; DNA binding; structural constituent of chromatin.